CUGUGUCUGGUGAAACAGUCAAAUGAAAUGAAGGCAACGCCCGCCGUGCGUAGAUAAAGACCAAAACUUCAUGUUUAUAAAAAUUAAACACUUGAGCCACUAGGUAGCAGCACAAGCAACUGCACCAACUCGACCCUUCCAAAGGCCAAUUUUCUAAAUUGUGACUAUAGGCGAAUGCAAUAUACAACUGUAACACCCCAGCAAAUCACACGAUGUUGAAUAUGUUGGCAUUAGCCCUCGUAGUAGUAAUAAUAACCGUAGCUGUUGUACCUCAUCAAACCCUUUCCGCCACAACACCAAAACAAGCCCUCCCUGGCUGCAAAUCCACCUGUGGAAAUGUCCAAAUUCCUUAUCCAUUCGGCAUAGGUAACUCUUCAACACCCGGUCACCGACCCUGUUUCUUGGAUCGCAAAUUCAAGCUUACUUGUGAUGGCUCCAUAUUAUAUUAUGGUAAUGUAAGAGUUUCAAACAUCAGCUUCCUAAGUCAUCAAAUAGACCUAUUGGCCUCUUUCGCAUCGCUUUGCCACCAGCAAAACGGAAGCGAACUCCCCAAGUCCUACCAUCUUCGCACUGGCAGUUUCAGCAUUUCAAGCAACGAAAACAAGUUACUAACCGUUGGCAGCGAUAGCUAUGGCUACGUAAAUAGUUAUUUCAACGGGGAGUCAUAUUCAACUGGGUGCUUAACGAGCUCUCAUGGCAACACAAAGAGGAUCAAAAACGGAACGUGCUCGGGCAUAGGGUGUUGCCAGGUGGAUAUUCCUCCUGGAAUGAGGAACAUCACUCUGCGGGCAAGAGUUUUCCACAAUUCAACGCUAGAUUGGGGAAACUGCAGCUAUUCAUUUGUAGUCAAAAAUGGCUUUUAUAAUUUUUCUACUACUGACAUACAAAGCUUCCCACACAAGAAGAUCCCAUUGGUUCUGGAUUGGACCGUGGGAAACAAAAGCUGUGAUGAUUCCAAUAGUAAAGGCAAUGAGGCCUGCAAGUGGAAUAGCUAUUGCGACGACAAGGACACUGAUUUUGGUUAUCGAUGCAGAUGUAAAGAUGGCUAUGAAGGAAACCCAUAUCUUGGCUGUACAGACAUUGACGAAUGUAAGACAGACAAUCAUACAUGCAUAAGUGAACAAAAUUGUGUCAACACCAUUGGAUCCCAUACAUGUUUCUGUCCAAAGGGGCUUUCCGGAAAUGGAACAAAGGAAGAAGGGUGCCACAAACGAGAUGUAGUUCCGAAGGUUGUCAUAGGAGUAGGAGCAGCAAUUGUUAUUCUGUUUGUGGGCACUACCUCAUUGUACUUGAUAUACCAGAAAAGGAAACUCGUCAAACUUAGAGAGAAAUACUUUCAGCAGAAUGGUGGUUCCAUUUUGCUACAGCAACUCUCUACAAGUGAAAACUCCUCCCGAAUUACUCAAAUUUUCACAGAAGAAGAACUAAAGAAAGCAACCAACAACUUCGACGAGAGCUUAAUCAUUGGUAGUGGAGGUUUUGGAACUGUUUUCAAAGGAUAUCUUGCAGAUAACAGAGUUGUUGCUGUCAAAAAGUCCAAAAUAGUUGAUGAAAGCCAAAAGGAACAAUUCAUUAACGAGGUGAUUGUUCUAUCCCAAAUCAAUCAUAGGAAUGUGGUCAAACUCUUGGGAUGCUGUUUAGAGAGAGAAGUUCCUUUACUGGUUUAUGAAUUUGUUAAUAAUGGUACCCUUUAUGAUUUUAUACACACUGAAAGAAAGGUAAAUAAUGAAACUUGGAAAACCCAUCUGAGGAUAGCAGCAGAGUCAGCUGGAGCACUAUCAUAUCUUCACUCAGCAGCCUCAAUACCAAUUAUCCACAGAGAUGUCAAGACUGCUAACAUACUCUUGGAUAACACUUAUACUGCCAAAGUGUCUGAUUUUGGAGCUUCAAGAUUGGUACCAAUUGAUCAAACAGAAAUAGCCACAAUGGUGCAAGGAACUUUUGGUUACCUGGAUCCAGAGUACAUGCGUACAAGCCAACUAACUGAGAAAAGUGAUGUCUAUAGCUUUGGGGUAGUGCUUGUAGAGUUGCUAACGGGGGAGAAACCUUAUUCUUUUGGCAAACCAGAGGAGAAAAGAAGUCUUACUAACCACUUUUUGUCUUGCUUGAAAGAGGAUCGCCUGUUUGAUAUUGUUCAAAUUGGCAUUGUGAAUGAAGAAAAUAAAAAGGAGAUCAUGGAGGUUGCUAUUCUUGCUGCAAAGUGCUUGAGACUCAACGGGGAGGAAAGGCCUAGCAUGAAGGAAGUGGCAAUGGAGUUGGAGGGAAUAAGGAUAAUGGAGAAGCAUCCCUGGAUUAAUACAGACCAAAAUGUUGAGGAGACUCAACACCUUCUUCACGAGGCAUCAUCUAGCAUUUAUGAGCUUGGUGAUAGCAGCAGCCAUCAAUAUGCUGGGUAUGAUAGCAUUAGGGAUCAUGUACUGAUUGCUUUGGAUGAUGGAAGAGCAGCCCAAGUUGUGAGUGAUAAAAUUGAGUCCAAGAAAACAAUGGGAUUGAAUGUCCCGCAGAGGCAACUAACCCUUCUGUUGCUGAUUGCGUUAGCAGCAGCUGAAAAAACCCUACAUGGCUGCCGAAGCACUUGCGGAAGCGUUUCAUCAAUUCCGUAUCCAUUUGGCAUAGGCAACUCUUCUGUCACCGGUGAAAACUGUUUCUUGGAGAGGGCAUUGAUGCUCACUUGCAUAAACUCCACUUUAUAUCUCGGAAACGGUAACGUCCAAAUUCUGGACAUAACCCUCGACAGUAAAAUGGUCGUGCUUGCCUUCAUCUCGAAAGUUUGCAAAAUCGAAUCUUUUGGUAGAGUAGACACGAAAGGUAACGAAGCCAGUCUCACAACUCCGGCUUUUACCGUCUCUAGCGAGGACAACAAGUUCGUAACCGUAGGGUGCGAUACCUAUGGCUAUCUCAACAGCUUUAACAACGACAUCAGGUCUCGAAUGGGGUGCUUCACAAGGUGUGACACCAUAGAGAGUGUGCAAAGCAUGCAGGAAGAUGGAAAGUGUACGGGGAUAGGGUGUUGCCAGAUGGAUAUACCUCCUCGAAUGAAGAAUAUUAGCAUACAAGCAUUCAGCUAUUACAAUUUCAAUUACUCUUCGGACUUCAACAAAUGCGGCUAUUCUUUUGUGGCAAAAAACGGCAACUAUACUUUCUCGAUGAAACAUUUAAAAUCGGUACCAUUCGAUAAGGCUCCCAUGGUUGUUGAUUGGGCAGUUGGAAAACAGUGUUUCAAUUCCAAGGGUAAAGCAUGCAAGAGUAAUAGCGUUUGUGAGAACUCGCCCUCGGGAUAUGGCUACCGAUGCAAAUGUAAAAAAGGCUUUGAGGGAAACCCGUACCAUCCGGAUGGUUGCAAAGACAUUGACGAAUGUAAGACAGGCAGUCAUACAUGCAUAAGUGAAAAAAAUUGUCUCAACACCAACGGAUCCCACAUAUGUUUGUGUCCAAAAUCAGGAAAUGGAACAAAGGGAUCAGAAGGGUGCCACCAACAAGAAGUUGUUACCAAGGUUGUCAUAGGAGUAGGAGCGGGAAUUGUUAUUCUAUUUGUGGGGACGACCUCAUUGUACUUGAUAUACCAGAAAAAGAAACUCAACAAACUCAGAGAGAAAUACUUUCAGCAGAAUGGUGGUUCCAUUUUGCUACAGAAACUCUCUACAAGAGAAAACUCCUCCCAAAUUCAAAUUUUCACAGUGGAACAACUAAAUAAGGCCACCGACAACUUUGACGAGAGCUUAAUCAUUGGCAAAGGAGGUUUUGGCACAGUUUUCAAAGGACACCUAGCAGAUAACAGAAUUGUUGCUAUCAAGAAGUCCAAAAUAGUUGAUAAGAGCCAAAGCGAACAAUUUGCUAACGAGGUGAUUGUUCUAUCCCAAAUCAAUCAUAGAAAUGUGGUCAAACUCUUGGGAUGUUGUUUAGAGACAGAAGUUCCUUUACUGGUUUAUGAAUUUGUUAACAAUGGUACCCUUUUUGAUUUUAUACACACCGAAAGAAAGGUAAAUAAUGAAACUUGGAAAACGCGUGUAAGGAUAGCAGCAGAGGCAGCUGGAGCUCUAACAUAUCUGCACUCAGAAGCCUCAAUAGCCAUUAUCCACAGAGAUGUGAAGACUGCUAACAUCCUCUUAGAUAACACUUACACUGCAAAAGUGUCUGAUUUUGGAGCUUCAAGAUUGGUACCAAUUGAUCAAGCAGAAAUAGCCACAAUGGUGCAAGGAACUUUUGGUUACCUGGAUCCAGAGUACAUGCGUACAAGCCAACUAACUGAGAAAAGUGAUGUCUACAGCUUUGGGGUAGUGCUUGUAGAGCUGCUAACAGGGGAGAAACCAUAUUCUUUUGGCAAGCCAGAAGAGAAAAGAAGUCUCACUAACCACUUUUUGUCUUGCUUGAAAGAGGAUCGCCUAUCUGAUGUUGUUCAAGAUGGCAUUAUGAAUGAAGAAAAUAAAAAGGAGAUCAUGGAGGUUGCUAUUCUUGCUGCAAAGUGCUUGAGACUCAAUGGGGAGGAAAGGCCUAGCAUGAAGGAAGUGGCUAUGGAGUUGGAGCGAAUGAGGCUAACCGAGAAGCAUCCUUGGAUAAAUACAUUCCAAAAUCCAGAGGAGGCUCAGUUGCUUCAAAAGGGAUCAUCUAGCCUGUGUGUAUCAGGUGAUAGCGGCAGCCAUCAAUACACUGGGUAUGACAGCAUUAAUGAUCAUGCACAAAUUGCUUUCGAUGAUGGAAGAUAAUUAAUUAUGGCUAAGCAGCAUACGCUCCAGUUUGCUUCAAAGUUCUGUUACAACCUUCUGUAUUCAUGAUGAAAAAUCCAUUGAGUUGUUUUCAUGAGUGUGUAUUUGUGUGUAUUUAUGUAUUGAACUAUGUUAUGUAGUAAAGUUAAAGACUUAAAAUUAUAUAUAUGCAAUGCGCUUACUUCAAUCA
Molecule: messenger RNA, 4893 nt
Organism: Glycine soja
Lineage: Eukaryota; Viridiplantae; Streptophyta; Magnoliopsida; Fabales; Fabaceae
Exons: 7
Coding region: 213-4703 (1496 amino acids)
Biological process (GO): cell surface receptor signaling pathway; protein phosphorylation
Cellular component (GO): plasma membrane
Molecular function (GO): calcium ion binding; protein serine/threonine kinase activity; polysaccharide binding
Source: RefSeq, a predicted model, not a curated record